AUGGAUUUUGACAACGUUAUCGCGUCGGAGAUCACCUUUAAGGAGGAGCUUAAAGCCUCGGAUGAAUCAGUAGUAUUCCUUGUGGAGGUCCGUGGCCAAACGUGUGUGAUGAAAGUGUUUCGCGACGAGGGAUCAAUCCACUGGACACCCCCAAACCGCGAGAUAGACCCUUAUAUCUGCGAAUCCACUGCCUACAGACGACUUAAAGAAUGCGGCCUAUGCGACAAGCGAAUUGUACCCCAUUUCUACGGCACGCUCGAAAGACCCGAUGUACAACGGUUCCGGUCUCAUCUCAAAAUGUUUCUCGAAGACAAAUACGCCCUAAGCGCGAUUUUUCUGGAAUAUAUCCCCGGUGUCCAGAUGAUCUUUCCCCAUCAUUAUACCAAGGAACGGCUAGAGAAUUUUAUCAAUGGAAUCCAGGAAAUACACAAGGCGAUGGUUUUGCACCUGGAUGCCAGACCAAGGAACAUGAUGAUCAUCGAAGAUGAUCCUGAGAGGGCGAUUUGGUUGGGAUUUGAUAGAGCACAGACUUACUGUGCGCCCCAGCUGGGUGAAUGGACAAGAUCUGGUCUAAAAAACGAGGAGCAGGUUGCUCGGGAGAUUGGGGAGCUACUUGCGAGUGAUUGCUGUGGAACGAGAGAUUGUAAUUGGAUGUUGUUCGAGGCUAAUUCUAUCAUUUCCUGGCAGGAAGCUGAUUGUACGACAGGAGAGAUAGAUAAGGCAUAUCUCCUGUAUUGCUCUUAA
Molecule: messenger RNA, 744 nt
Organism: Aspergillus glaucus CBS 516.65
Lineage: Eukaryota; Fungi; Ascomycota; Eurotiomycetes; Eurotiales; Aspergillaceae
Exons: 2
Coding region: 1-744 (247 amino acids)
Source: RefSeq, a predicted model, not a curated record